Lithohypha guttulata is the source of this 969-nucleotide messenger RNA. RefSeq lists its product as uncharacterized. Gene Ontology annotation, molecular function: oxidoreductase activity, acting on NAD(P)H, oxygen as acceptor. The transcript is spliced from 2 exons. Gene Ontology annotation, cellular component: intracellular anatomical structure. The record is from RefSeq and is a predicted model, not a curated record. Lineage: Eukaryota; Fungi; Ascomycota; Eurotiomycetes; Chaetothyriales; Trichomeriaceae. The coding region runs from base 1 to 969 and encodes 322 amino acids.
AUGUUAUCGUCGACGUACGUUGCAACGACGUCAUCAUCCAACAUGACGACGUUCUUCCGCUCCGGCGCAACAGCCUUGAUCUCUGGCGGUGCUUCCGGCGUCGGAUUCGCCAUGGCCCAGCUCUGCCGCAAUCACGGCAUGCACAUCGCCCUCAUCGACUACAACACCUCCAACCUACAAGCCGCACAAAAAGCUCUCAGCGGCACCUCAGAUCUCAAAACUGAAACCUACCAACUCGACGUCGGAGAUCUCUCAGCCUGGAAAGCCAUUCUCCCAAAAGUCCAAUCCACAUUCCCAUCCCUGGAUCUCCUCAUGCUCAAUGCCGGAACGUCCGUGAACCCAUCUACAAAACAACCCUACGAAGACGUGGAAUACUUUCAGAAAACACUAAACACAAACAUGUACGGCGUGAUCAACGGCCUAGCCACGUUUCUCCCAAUGCUACAGGACUCCGCCAAGUCAUCCAAGGACAGAGGAAGUCACAGUGUAAUCAUAACAGGCUCCAAACAGGGCAUCACGAAUCCACCCGGAGCACAAAACCCAGCAUACAACAUGUCAAAGUCGGCGAUCAAGACGCUAGCAGAGCACCUAGCCCACGAUCUACGCACAGAAAAAUCUCCGAGCUAUUCUCCAGGCAUCAGCGUGCACUUGCUGAUUCCAGGCUGGACUUACACAGGAUUAAGUGGUAACUCCGGUCCAACACCCAGCAAAGAGCAAUUGGCGAAGAAGAACGAUGGUGCCUGGUUGCCGGCCCAGGUCGCUGAAUAUGCUGAGAAGAAGAUUGGACAGGGCAAGUUUUACAUUGUUUGUCCAGAUAACGACGUUGACGAAGCACUGGAUAUGGCUAGGAUGGAGUAUGCUAUUGGAGAUGUUGUUCAGGGCCGAAGUGCACUAAGUAGAUGGGAUGCUAAGUACGAGAAGAAGGCAGCAGAUGAGAUCAAGAAACGUGCGGAUGAGUUGAGGAAGUGA